Moesziomyces aphidis is the source of this 717-nucleotide messenger RNA. Lineage: Eukaryota; Fungi; Basidiomycota; Ustilaginomycetes; Ustilaginales; Ustilaginaceae. The record is from the annotation of a GenBank genome assembly.
AUGCCGAAGCCGAGGUCGGGCGUCGAAAGUGAGCCUUCAACGCGAGCUUCGGCUGUACCACCGUAUCGGCGUACCGCAAGCAGAAGCGCAGGCUCGGCGUGCUCGGCAAAGCCCUUCCGAGGCAGGAUCCCAUGCACGGACGAGUCAGCACGAACGACCGAGGAUGCGGAGCUCGACGAUGCGAGCCUCGAUGCCGACCGUUCGCGAUCAAGGGGAACCGGGAUCGAAAACGAUCCGGCUGCGCUGGUCGGGCGUGGGAUGGACGAACCGAAUCCCGAACGCGCUCGGAUCCAGCACAGCAGAUCCUUCAGUCACAGCACCAAAGAUUCUGCGCAACGAGUCAACGGCGCAACGACACACUUCACACUUCGAGCCUCCACAUCCAAUCUCGACUUUCUCGAUUUUCUCGGGAUCGGCUACGGGACGGUGCCUAGCUGCGGCCAAAAGGAGCUCCGCAACUUGACAGCUGCCAACCUCGAUGCGCACGUCGAAUUUCCGCGCUCAUCGGAAGGUGCAGCGAUGCUCGCGUUGGCCAUCCACCAGUCUGCUCCUUCCACCGGAAAGCCAGCUGGUCGGCACCCUGUGUCGUCGGUCAUCCCAAGUGGUCCUGGCCGAAACGGCCAUGCUGAAACACAGCUGCGUACCAGUCCAUCACAAUGGCGCGCACAAGCACAGACCCUGAAGACCCGCAAUGCUGACUUUUGUGGUACGCGCUAA